AUGAGGCACGCCGCCAGAGAAGGCUUCAAGGCGGUUUUGAAACACAUGGAGGACACCUUGGACGCUGAUUCGGACUUGGAUACUGUUGUAGAAUCCGAGACUGAGGUCGCUAGCACUCGCAGCGCUCUUUCUGGGGGGGAUCAUGGCGGGAAUAUUGCCGCGCCUGUUGAGGACGAAUCCGGCCCCGAGCGUGAGCGUUCUCUGAGUUUGGCUGCCAGCGUGCAUGGUGACCGUUGUCGUGCUCGACGACCGGGUUCAACGCCCUCCGCGGCAGACGAAUGCCCCAUCUGCUUGUAUCUAGAUGAAGAGAUGGACAGUUUCCUCACCUCCAAGGCGCUGGACAUCGAUCCAUACGACGACUUCAAGGCGCGCUAUAGGGCACAUUUCAUCGCGCACGGAAUCGCGAAACGCCCAACAUUCCGAAUCAAUCCGCUAGCCGCUCAACAGGCCCCUGAGGAAGACCGACAAGCAAACGAGCGUCGUGCCGCCGAGCAAGGCUCCACAGUCCGACAAGCACCCGUGGCGCGACAAACACUCGCAGACAAGCAGCCUAUAUAUGAACAGGCCGCACAUGGGUGUGACGAGGUUGUAGUGGACUUGGAUCGGGCAUAG
Molecule: messenger RNA, 612 nt
Organism: Trematosphaeria pertusa
Lineage: Eukaryota; Fungi; Ascomycota; Dothideomycetes; Pleosporales; Trematosphaeriaceae
Exons: 1
Coding region: 1-612 (203 amino acids)
Source: RefSeq, a predicted model, not a curated record